AAAAAAAAACGCAUCAAUCUGAGCAGCACAAGUCUGCGAGAUUUGGAUUAGAUCUGAUUCAGGUUGGAUUGAUCAUCGUUCGGAGCUCCGGGAAACAUGGCGGCGACGAGACAAUUACGAACUCUCCAAUCUCAGCCUGAAAACAAGGUAUGUGUCGAUUGCGCUCAGAAGAAUCCUCAAUGGGCGUCGGUUUCGUACGGAAUCUUCAUGUGUUUGGAAUGCUCCGGGAAACACCGAGGCUUAGGCGUUCACAUAUCCUUCGUCAGAUCCGUAACCAUGGAUUCAUGGUCUGCGAUCCAGAUUAAGAAAAUGGAAGCUGGUGGUAACGAACGGCUCAACAAAUUCUUCGCGCAAUACGGAAUCGCUAAGGAGACAGAUAUUAUCUCCAAGUACAAUUCGAACGCUGCUUCUGUGUAUCGUGACCGGAUCCAAGCUUUAGCUGAAGGUAGACCAUGGAAUGAUCCGCCAGUUGUUAAGGAAGCGAAUAAGAAGCCUCCGUUGGCUCAGGGCGGUUACGGAAACAACAAUAACAAUAACAAUGGAGGAUGGGAUAGUUGGGAUAACGAUGAUUCUUACAAAUCUGAUAUGAGAAGGAAUCAGUCAGCGAAUGAUUUCAGGGCAUCGGGAAAUAGAGAAGGUGCACAUGUGAAGUCAAAGUCGUCGGAGGAUAUCUACACGCGAUCGCAGCUUGAGGCUUCUGCCGCUGGGAAAGAGAGUUUCUUCGCGAGGAGAAUGGCGGAGAAUGAGUCUAAGCCUGAAGGUCUUCCUCCUUCGCAAGGUGGCAAGUAUGUAGGAUUCGGAUCAAGCUCGGCUCCACCACCGAGAAAUAAUCAACAGGAUGAUGUUUUCUCCGUUGUUUCUCAGGGUUUUGGAAGACUGUCUCUGGUUGCUGCAUCUGCAGCUCAGUCAGCUGCUAGUGUUGUUCAAACAGGAACCAAGGAGUUCACAUCCAAGGUGAAGGAAGGUGGGUAUGAUCACAAGGUGAGUGAAACUGUAAAUGUAGUUGCUAAUAAGACAACAGAGAUAGGACAUAGGACAUGGGGAAUCAUGAAAGGAGUAAUGGCAAUGGCGACACAGAAGGUAGAAGAGUUUACUAAAGAAGGAUCAACAAGCUGGAAUCAGCAGAGUGAAAAUGAGGGCAAUGGUUACUACCAGAACUUUGGAAAUGGGAACAAAGCAGCGAAUUCAUCUGUUGGAGGAGGAAGGCCACAAUCAUCAUCGACAAGUGGUCAUUACAACAACUCGCAGAAUUCAAAUUCUUGGGAUAGUUGGGGAGAGAAUGAGAAUAAGAAGACAGAAGCAGUAGCUCCAAAGGGGUCAUCUGCUUCUAAUGAUGAUGAUGGUUGGACUGGUUGGGAUGAUCAUGAUGCCAAAGAUGAUGGGUUCGAUGGUCAUUACCAAAGUGCAGGCGAUAAGAAAUCUGCUGGUCACAACGGGAAAUCAGACACCGCUUGGACUGGUGGAGGUUUUCUCUAAGGGUAAGCAACCUUUAAGGUCAUGUAGCUUUAACAGUUAAAUAUAGCAGUAACGUUAUAUUCAUCUUUCUUCGGAUAGGUGAUUCAGAAUGCCGGUGAGAAGUGUAUAAUUAAUUAAGGCUGGGACCAUCGUGGUCUGAAUAGAAGAUAAGAAUGGUCUUCAUCUUAAAACCAUGUUCAUCCAUACCCACAGGUCUGCGUUUUUCUUCAUAAGUUGGCGGUUUCUUGAUAUCUUUUCUUCAUGUGUUAAGGAGUAACGUAUUUGUACAAGAUCCAUAGCCGAUUGUUUGCUAAAGAUUUUCGGUUUUAGUCUUUCACAAUUUAAAUUUAUCUUCAACUGUAACCACAACUGAACAUUCUUUUUCUCAAAAUUGCCUUGUUCCGUUGUUCGUAGCGUGAUAAUGUUUUGGUUCUCGAAACGCAUAAAUUAUCUUGUUUUGGCACUAUUCUAUAAAGGGUAAAAGUAUAUAGUAGGUUCAAAGAAUGUUUUGGUGUGA
Messenger RNA from Arabidopsis thaliana (thale cress), 1972 nucleotides. RefSeq names its product ARF-GAP domain 6 (gene AGD6). Gene Ontology annotation, cellular component: cytoplasm. The record is from RefSeq and is marked reviewed. The coding region runs from base 97 to 1476 and encodes 459 amino acids. Gene Ontology annotation, molecular function: GTPase activator activity. Gene Ontology annotation, biological process: vesicle-mediated transport. NCBI's taxonomy places the organism in Eukaryota, Viridiplantae, Streptophyta, Magnoliopsida, Brassicales, Brassicaceae. The transcript is spliced from 3 exons.